Eremothecium sinecaudum is the source of this 1671-nucleotide messenger RNA. RefSeq names its product snoRNA-splicing protein PRP40 (gene PRP40). Gene Ontology annotation, molecular function: RNA binding; protein binding. The transcript has a single exon. Lineage: Eukaryota; Fungi; Ascomycota; Saccharomycetes; Saccharomycetales; Saccharomycetaceae. Gene Ontology annotation, biological process: mRNA cis splicing, via spliceosome. The record is from RefSeq and is a predicted model, not a curated record. The coding region runs from base 1 to 1671 and encodes 556 amino acids. Gene Ontology annotation, cellular component: U1 snRNP; U2-type prespliceosome.
AUGACUGGUUGGAAUGAGGCUAAGGACCCCGAAGGGCGAACCUAUUACUAUAAUGCGAAGGGUGAGACGACAUGGGAGAGGCCUAAAGAGCUGGAAGUUAUUUUAGACCCGAAACUGGAGGAAAUUGGCUGGAAGGCGGCUUCUACCGAGGAUGGGAAGGUUUAUUAUUACAAUACGAGCACCAAUGAGAGUACUUGGGAGUUACCAAGUCUUCCUGAAGUGAGUAAGAAGUCUUUGGAAACGAAUAAAGAGGACGUUGGAUCUGCUAGGAUAGAUGCAUUGAUGAAUCCUGACGAGAAAUACAACAAUAAAUCGAAGGUUUUGAACGUCAUUCCAGAUUCUAACACUCAGCACGCGGAAAAGUUAUUCCUCCAGAUGCUGAAAGAUCACCAGGUGGACUCCACAUGGUCUUUUGACAGAAUUAUAUCUGAAUUAAGCUGUAAGGACCCCCGUUACUGGUGUGUGGACGACGAUCCCGUGUGGAAGCAGACUAUGUUCGAAAAGUACCUAACGACCAGAACGGAGGAUCAACUGUUGAAGGAGCAUGCUGCUGUGAAUAAGUUUAAGGAUGCGUUCGUGGCAAUGCUAAAAAGUAGGACAGAUAUUUAUUACUACACGAGGUGGCAAACAGCGCGGCGUCUAAUAGCGAACGAGCCCAUCUACAAGCAUUCGGUUGUGGGCGAGAAGAUGAAGAAACAGACGUUUCUCGAGUAUGUGGAACAGCUAGAGCAGGAGCACAAAAAGCAGUUUGAGAAGACGCGGGGACAGGCGCUGCAAGAACUAAGACAGUAUCUACAGAGCAUCUUAACGGACAGAAAGUCUCUGAUAAACUGGGCAGACCUUGAAAAGCAGUAUUUGUUCACUAACACAAGAUACCAGGCAAACAAGCACUUUGAGACAUUGGAAAAGGUGGACAUCAUCAAGGUCUACGUCGACAUAGUGCAGAAAAUGAUCGCAAAGUGUUAUGAAGAAGUAGAAGAGCUGUCGCGCAUACGCUACACCAGUGAUCGCAUUGCUCGAGAUGGAAUGAGGGAGCUCCUGCAAGAACACAGGGAUAGUAUUCGCAGCAAUUCUAAGUGGAGCAGCGUUUACCACUUAUUUAAGACAGACCCCCGGUUCCUGAAGACACUUGGCCGCAAGGGCUCUACUGCGCUAGAUCUCUUCAUGGACGUAGUACAUGAGAAAAAACUGGUCAUCAGUGCACAUUGCUCCGUUGUGCAACAGCUGCUGAUUGAAAUGGAGUUUCAGUGGAAUGACGAAGACCCGGCUUCCAAUAAGCCAUCGCUGAUAGACAUCAUCCGGUCAAAAGACCAAUUCAAAAAUGUAGAUGACAUAGAUAAAGACCUAAUCGCAGAUGAGCUGGUUGCAUCCAGGAUACAGAAACUGCAAAACGAAGCCGAGCGACUGGAACGCCUGAAGGAACAGCGGAAGCAGUAUUUCUCUUUAAUGCUACAGAGGACAUUUCACCAGCAACUUCCACCAACCUGGGAGGAAGCUAAAGAGCAGAUAAAAAAGCAACCAGAGUACCAUGCCCUGGCGGAUGAUGAAGCUCUUAUGAAAGAAGUUUUCCAAGCCCUCAGCUCUGACAGCACUGCACCCGCGGCUGCCUCUCGUUCACAACUACCUACAAGGAAAAGACCCCUAGCAUCUACAAUGGAAUUGGACUAUUAA